GGUUCGCCCGGCGCCGCCAGCUCCGCCCCGCGCCGGUGGCUGCAGCGAAAACCCGGCGGCGACACCCCGCCUGGCCCCGUGCCUCCGCGCCGCCCGGCGAGCCGCACUGGGCAUGCUCGGCACCGGCCGGCUCCGGCUCCUGUAGGUGGGAAGCUCCGCACUCUCGGCCGCCCGCGGCGCAGCCCGCAUCGCUGCCAGGCGCUGGCGGAGGCGGCUCGCCCGCAGUCGGUGCUGCCGGGCGUCGGGCGCGGGGCGCGGAGCGGCGACAGCUCGCAGGCUGGCCAUGGCGAGAGGCGCACGGCGGCCACCUGAGUGGCGCGGCGGCGUCAGGUUCUUAAUCAAGAACCAACUCUAUGGAUCCAGGACAGGUUUAUCCCAUGGCCUGCUCUGAACAGCGUAUUGUCCAAUAGAAGAUUCCAUUGGCAAACCGUCUCUGUUGCCUUAUAGAGCAAGCAAAGAAGAUGGAUCGACUGAAGAACCAUCUGCCUGUGUGCUUUCUACCUACUGUGCCCUUUUUAAUCCUAGUAUCCACUCUAGCGGCUGCUAAGAGUGUGACUAAUAGCACUUUAAAUGGCACUGACAUUGUCUUGGGCUCUGUGCCUGUAAUCAUUGCCAGAACUGACCAUAUCAUAGUCAAGGAAGGGAACAGUGCCUUGAUUAAUUGUAGUGUUUAUGGUAUCCCUGAGCCACAAUUCAAGUGGUAUAAUUCCAUUGGCAAGCUGCUGACAGAAGACGAGGAGAAAGGAGGAGGAAAAUGGCAGAUGCAUGACAGCGGCCUCCUGAACAUCACCAAGGUGUCUUUUUCAGACCGAGGUAAAUACACAUGUGUUGCUUCUAACAUCCAUGGCACUGUGAACAACACGGUGACCCUGAGAGUCAUCUUUACCUCUGGAGACAUGGGCGUCUACUACAUGGUCGUCUGCCUUGUGGCCUUCACCAUUGUCAUGGUCCUCAAUAUCACCCGCCUGUGCAUGAUGAGCAGUCACCUGAAGAAGACCGAGAAAGCCAUCAAUGAGUUCUUUAGGACAGAAGGCGCAGAGAAGCUGCAAAAGGCAUUUGAGAUUGCCAAGCGGAUCCCCAUCAUCACCUCAGCCAAAACUCUAGAGCUUGCCAAAGUCACCCAGUUCAAAACCAUGGAGUUUGCACGCUAUAUCGAAGAGCUUGCCAGGAGUGUGCCUCUGCCUCCCCUCAUUAUGAACUGCAGGACCAUCAUGGAGGAAAUCAUGGAGGUGGUCGGGCUUGAGGAGCAGGGGCAGAAUUUUGUGCGGCACACUCCAGAAGGCCAGGAGGCCUCAGACAGGGAUGAGGUUUACACAAUCCCAAACUCCCUGAAGAGAAGUGACUCCCCCACUGCUGACUCGGAUGCCUCAUCGCUGCACGAGCAGCCUCAGCAAAUUGCCAUCAAGGUGUCUGUGCACCCACAGUCCAAAAAAGAUCACGUGGAUGACCAAGACGGUGUGCAAUUUGAGGUCAAAGAUGAAGAGGAGACAGAACCGUCAGCCGACCAUUCCCCGGAAACUGCAGAGCCUUCCACAGAUGUAACAUCCACAGAGCUAACGUCUGAAGAGUCAACGCCUAUCGAGGUUUUGGAAUGCCAUGUUCUGCAUGGGCCUUAAUCAAAAGAGCUGUAUACGGAUUAAUAUUAAUCUGCAUGAUUUUCAAAGAAGCCUACAGUCACAGAGUUGGAAAAUCAAUGUGAAGUUAUCUAAUUUACGUAUCUUCUACAAUGUGCCUACAUGUAGUAGUUCAGCUCUGCUUGAAAAUCUCUGACAAACGGGGAACUCGUUCCUCAUAGCAGCAUAUUCCAUCAUGGCUGGGUCUUAAGCACUGAGGCAAGAAUUUUAAAAGUGCUACCACACUGGUCCUUGAGUUCCCUGAAGCCAAAAGUGUGAGUUAGUCCUGCCACAAUAAAAUUGUCUUUUUAGUGUCAACACAAAACUAAAAUUGUAAAUGUAUUCAUAUAAAAGGAUUGCAAAAAUGCGGGAUGCUCCUGAUAUGGCUAAUUAACAUGCCAUGUGGCACACACCCUUUUGAGUGAAUGGUUUCUGCCAGUGGGGGGGUGUUAGAGGCAGAAUUCAGGUGAAUCAGGUGCUCGCCUUCCCAGCCCCUGAGAUGUCCUAAGGCUACAGCUCACUGAAUAAAGGGUGGUUCCGCAGGGAGAAAAAAAGCAAAUCAACCAGCAGAUGAAUUGCCUCAUUAUAUUAGUAUACUUUUGAAAGACUAUUAGAACAACUGAAAGAAGUGUAUAUAUAUGUUAUUUUCAAAAAACAAAUCUCUACCAGUGGGGUGGGUUUUCUGACAAUUACUCAUGUUUUAAGAUUCAUUAUGAAAUAGGAGUCCCAGUAAGUUAUGCACACACAAAAAAAAUCACUCUAGCAAAAUUAGAGGACUUUUUGUUCAAUGCAGAUGCUCUAUAACAUCUACUUCCUGAAGUUCUCCAUGAUUCCUAUGAAGCUGAUGUGUUAAUAGAGACCCCUGAAGCGACUGGCACCUCUGGUUUUAGGUCUGAUUGAUUAUUAUGUCUACUGAUGUCACACACUUCUUCCACCUUAGGCAUAUGGCAAGGUGAACAAAGUUCCCCAAAGCUUUAAGAAAAGUCCUCUUUUUUUUAACUAGGAUUUUAUUUAUUUAUUUUUAAGUUUAUUUGAGAGACACAGAGACCGCGAGAGUGGGGGAGGGGCAGAGAGAGAGAAAAGAGAGAGAGAAUCCCAAGCAGGCUCUGUGCUGUCAGCACAGAGCCUGAUGCCAGUCUCGAACCCAUGAAACUGUGAGAUCAUGACCUGAGCCAAAACCAAGAGUUGAACACUUAACCAACUGAGCCACCUACGUGCCCCAAGAAGAUUCCUAAUUCUAACGGUUUUUACACCAAAGGCAAAAAUGACAAGUGUAUCUGGACAAAGAGGUAGGACUCUCUGUCCUAGCUCUACAGAGGGUCCCUAUUGUUGGGUGAUGUUUCCCACGCUCCUCCCUGUUGGCAUUACCUCAGCUGUUCUGCCAGAGGAUGAAGUUACUAUGCUUGAAGUAAAAUGCUGUAUUACAGAACAAAUAGAGUCCAUGAAAAAAAGCAUCUACCAUGAAGUAGACACUUAUCAGUUUAACAUAAAAGAAGUAAAUUUCAAUGCCCGUUAUGUUUGAAAUUAUUUUAAAACUGAAACAUUACACAAAUUAUGACUUGGCAUCAUAUUUGUAGAAAUGUCUUCAUCUGAAGAAGAGAUUUGAAAGUGUUAACACCUUCAAAAAUUGCAGAGGAUUUAAAUACAUUCUAUUUGUAGGAAAUACGAAAAAUGACAGCUGAUGUGGAGCAUCUGUGAUCAUUAAUUUUUUUAAUGUGCAGAUUAUAAUGUUCCUAAUUUUUUGGUCAUCACAAUAAUUACUGUGAUUGAUGAUACUUCUGAAACCCUGCCAGAUCUUGAAAAAAAGUUUAACCCCAAAUUAAAAAUAUAUAUGUAUUAUUCCUGUAUCAUGUUAACUAUUCAUUCCACAAUGAGUUGUAGAUGACUGAGUUAAAUACACUUUACUGUCUGUGAGUCCUUUGAAAUUGGAAAUUGCUAUGUUUCAUACAAGUUCACUAACUCUGGAUAAUGAGACUACUUUAUUAAUCAGAUAGUUUACUCCCAAUCAUUUGGAGUCAAUGAUAGAUUUACAGUGUGAUUAAAAAAGCAGAAAGCUGGAUGAUCUAUAAGUGCUUUUCUUAAUCUGAAGCAAAAAAAUGGAAGACAUUCUGUUUAUAACACAAGAAUAAAACAUUAAUAUGCUAUGCUUCCAAUAGACUGAAUAUUUGUGUCCAUCCAAAAUUCCUGUGUUGAAAUCCUAAUCCCCAAUGUGGUGGUUUUUGGAGGUGGGGCCUUUGGUAGGGGAUUAGAUCAUGAAGCAUGACACUCUUAUGAAUGGCAUUGGUGCCCUUAUAAAAAAGACCCCAUAGGAGCACCUGGGUGGCUUACUCAUUUGAGCGUCUGAUUUUGGCUCGAGUCAUGAUCUCACGGUUUGUGAGUUCAAGCCCCACCAUCAGGCUUGCUGGUGUCAGCACAGAGCCCACUUCAGAUCAUCUGUCCCUCUCUCUCUGCCCUGUCCCCACUUAUUCUCUCAAAAAAAAAAAAAAAAAAAAGCUCCACAGAACUCCCUCAUCCCUUCUGCCAUGUAAGGACACAGCAAGAGGACAGCUGUCUAUGAACCAGAAUGCAGACUCCCACCAGACACUGAUCUUCCCCUCCCUUGAUCUUGGACUUCCAGCCCCCAGAACAUUAAGAACUAAAUCUUUAGGGGUACCUGGGUGGCUCAGGUUAUGAUCUCAGGGUUCGUGAGUUCAAGCCCCACAUCAGGGUCUCUGCUGUCACUGCAGAUCCUGCUUCAGAUCCUCUGUCUCCCUCACUCUACUCCUCCAGCCCCUCUCUGUUCUCAAUAGAAAUUAAAAAAAUAAAAAAUAAAUUAAAAAAAAAAGAACUAAAUCUUUGUUGUUUAAGCCACCCAGUCUAUGGUAUUUUUGUCACAGCAGCCCAAGUGGACCAGGAAAGGAUGAAUAGUGUAAAACAAUGUAAGAAUACCUAAAACAUGCAACUCGUUUCUUCCAAGUCCUUACAUAUGGAUUUGGACUGCCUUUUUAAACAUUUUCCUUAUAAGAUUUUUUCAACACUUCAAUAUAAAAAUCAAUGCAAAUAUAGAAUUGUGAACCUUCAGAUUAUUUUCCUUCUUUAUUAAACAUUUACAUUCACCAGGAUAGGAAAAUCAUAAUAUAGUCACACUUGUCCUCUUUAUAUGAGAUCUAAAGAGAAUGGCUAUGCCUUAUGACAUCAAAUUUAGAUUCAGUACUUUGCCUAAACACAAAAUUGUCUCCAAUUGGUAGCAAAACUGUCUGUAUCCACUGAGUGGGGGCGUGGGGGCGACUGAACCUUGACUAUUCUUUGUGAACAUGUGUGUGUGCUUUUAUGUUGCAUGUAUGGAUUUUAUCUUUCAAAAUACUCUGAGUCUAGAACAUGAAACACAUUUUACUUAGACUUUAUUUUGAUAUAAAAUUGUAGAUUCACUUACAGUUGUAUGAAACAAUACGGAGAGAUCCCAGGUACCCUUUACCCAGUUCCCCUCAAUGGUCGCAUUUCACAAAACUGUGUAGCACACUGUCACAAUAAGGGUAGCAACAUUGAUCUUCAUCAGAUUUCCCCAGGUUUACAUGUACUCAUUUGCAUGUAUGUAUUUUGUGUAUCUACCACCACAGCCAAGAUACAGGGCAAUGCCGUUACCACAAGGAUCACUCACGUUGCUUUCUUACAACCACAUCUGCUCCUGUCCCGCCCCAGAACACAUUUUUUUUUAAUCCGUAAACUCAGAUAACUGAAACGUGUCUGGAACUAAUUCUAAUAAGUGUGUUUUUCCAUAGAACUAUGUUAAAAUCUGUCAGUUACUUCCUAUCUGGUUUCCUGUCCCUCUUGAAAGGACACAAUGAAGACAGAGAGAUGGCUUCUGAAACAUGAAGGAAGAGCACAGCCAUAUAUUUGAAAUUCUAGAAAACACUUGAGAAGUAUGGGAUCUGAAGUACCAAUAGGUCACAGUAUCUUUGUGGGGGAGCUCUUGAACAUCCCACUGGCACCCUAAACUAUUCUUGCAACCAAAAGACACUGAACAUAGAACAAGGGCAUGGUUUUUCCAUGUCUUUAAAAUGUCAAGGGAAGCGGUGCCUGGGUGGCUCAGUCGGUUGAGCAUCUGACUCUUGGUUUUGAUUCAGGUCAUGAUCUCACCGUUUCAGGGGAUUGAGCCCCACAACGGGCUCUGUGUUGGCAGCACAGAGCCUGCUUGGGCUUCUCUCUCUUUCCCUCUCUCUCUGCGCCUUCCCUGUUUGUGCUGUCUCUCUCUCAAAAUAAAUAAAUAAACUUUAAAACAAGUCUCAAGGGAAGAAAAAGUAGUCCCUCCAGUAUCUAAAAUGUCUGGUACUCAUCACCACCCAAGAAAUCCCCAAACUAAGGGAGGCAGAAGUAAAAUCAAGAGUAAAGAUUCAAACAACCUCUGUGAUACUGGCAAUCUUGUCAGCCUUGUAUCCUUCCCUCUUGGACAGGACAGGACUUAGAAUUUAAAUGCCGAGCACCUAGGCCAUAAUAUUGAUUCUGAUGUUAUAUUAAGCAUCAAGGGCCAUAGUAAAACCCUAAUAAUGCCAGUGACAUCUCAAAUAUUGAGAUUAAGACCAUGGGCCAUACUGUUGAGGGAGAAGAUCCUCUGCCAACCCAACUCAAGGGAAUGUGCAGGAGACAGACUCUGGAGCAGGGUCACUUGAGUCUUGAAAGGUCCUCACUCAAAGCCGCUGAAAUGACAUCAUGAAAAAUUCAUUCCUUCAGAGUACCAUUUUUCUCUUAUUACACAAAUACCCUAGACCCUAGUAAUCACCUUAAGCCUCUGUCAGGCAUCGUGAAUACAGAGUAGGAAUUGGUUUAAUCCUAUGACUCUACCCAACAACCAGAUGAAAUCUGAGCACCGAAGGGGCAAGGAGUGUUGAAAGGGUAGAAGAAAAGAAUGAUGUUGUCUCCAAGGAGACUUCCAGAAGGGCAUCCUCCCUGGAUGGAGGGCCAGAGAAGCCAAAAAGCUGCAUGCUGACAUCUUAGAAGCAUAAGAGGAGUUGCAUAAGGGAAAUAUGAGAAAACUAAAAAAAAAAAAAAGAAAGAAUUUAUUUCACACUGUUACCCAAGAUUAGCCAUGCCCAGAUCAUCAGUGAAUUUUUAAAAUAUGGAAAAUAGUAUAUGCAUUAGCUUACACAAAUCAGUCAUUAAAAUCAUAUAAAAUUAUAUUCAUCUAAUUUCUAGUCAAAAAAAAAAUCCCUUCAGUUUUAAUCCUUGUUGUCUCCUCAAUGACAUGAGCUUCAGUGCUUAAAGCAUUGAGUUCUAAGCUAAUCAUCAGUUUCCUGUUUUAAAAGAAAAAUUUUUUAAUGUUUACUUAUUUUUGAGAAACAGAACAUGAGCUGGGGAGGGGCAGAGAGAGAGGGAGACACAGAAUCUGAGCAGGCUCCAGGCUCUGAGCUGUCAGCACAGAGCCUGAUGUGGGGCUCAAACCCACAAACCGUGAGAUCACAAUCUGAGAUCAUGACCUGAGCUGAACUUGGACAUUUAACCAACUGAGCCACCCAGGUAGCCCAGCAGUGUCCUGUUUUAAAAAUCAACUUAUUAAAUCAUUUCUAAAAACUUAUUCCCAGUGGUAGUGGAGGGCAGGCUUUCAGUUGAGUAGCAACAUUAAAGCAUCUUUCAAAUACUUGUUUAUUUUGAGCAUGAUGUAUUAAUUAGGAUGCUUUAUUUCAAUCAAAGUUCAAAAAUGUUCUUUGCAAUUGCCAUAGCAGUAACAUUACUAUUCUGUAUUUUCCACUCAAACCUCAGGAUUAAACACAAAAUCUACAUGCCAUACUCUGACUAUAAUGCUCAAUUUUAUUCUGGUCUAAGUUUUGCUCUUUUUCUGUGCACAUGCUGUAUUUCACAGUCUUAACAAAAUUGUUUCUAGUUCUUUAAAAACAGUGGGAUGUAACAUUUCCUGUCUUUUCUUUUUAUAUUAUUAUUAAAAUAAUUAGAUAAAGCAGGGUAAACCCUUAUGACUUUUCUUUGGUUUCCCCUCUAUAACAAUACAUACUCUUCCUCCAUCUUACAGGCAGGUUAGCCUAAUAGAUGAUACCAUGUUCUAAAAAACAAAAAAAGUGAAGUAAUUUUCCCAAGACUAUACUAAAUUCUUUAGCUACUAGACUGUGAAUUCUAUACAAACAGGACUCGCACCCAUAUUGCCACAGUGCUUCCUGUAGAACCUUAAGGAUUACUGAUGUUUAGUAAACGUUAAUUAAGUAAAAACUAAUAUGUCCUCUAGCUAAUUAGGAUUUAUUGGGAUCGGAAUAACUAUCUUCAUUUAUAGGGCCUCAUGAAGGGCAAAAAGUGCAUUUUGAAGAAUCUCUUUGAACCUAAAACCUACUUGUACAGACUCCCCUGUUCUCAGGAUGGUUUUUCUGGGUAGAUUUCUUUUCUCAUGAAUAGAAUAUAACUUUAAAUGUCUUCCCAUUUUCUUCUCUCUCACACUUUAACCUCAUAUUUAAAAGAGUUAUUUAAAAGUCUCUUGUCCACUCUACUGGUGUCGUGGUGAGACAAUUUUCCACAAUUAAAAUCUGCAGUGAGUUCAAGAGAAAUGAAUUGUGACAUUGAAAUUACUUCUAUGUCAUUACAUGUCAUGUUCUCCACAAGAACUUUACAGUCACUGAAAGAUGGAACAGAAUAAAACCAUGCCUUUUCUGCAGUGAAGAUAUUGGUGGGGACAGUCAAUGAAUCCCUGUUAUAGGUUAAUACAUUAACCGUUCAGAUUGCAUUGGUUUUGUUCUAGGUUUCUUUCACCUCAAAAGAAACCAAAAUUCUAGUGAAAAAUAGGAUUAGAGAAUCCAGUUCCUGGAGCUUGUGCUACCCCCUCAGUAAAUCUUCACCAAGGCAGACUAGCUCUGAUGGAAAUGUAACCCCAAACAGCUGCUGAGUUUCAAUUUUCCUUUCCUACAUGAUCAGGUCCUUAUCUUCCCUGAUUUGCUCUCAAGGCACAAACAGGGUGACACCGCACAUUGACCUCAUUGUAGAAGCAGGAAAAUGGGACUCAUUAAGUGAGGGAAUUAUUUCAAGAUUGAGAGGGCGGAGGUUAUAAACAUAAUCGGCACACCACACCAGCUUAUACAUAUACUGACUGCAAAAUAGUGAGCCUGCACAUUCUGCUGCUGCUCGUGCGUAUUUCUCCUUACACAGCCAGUGCCUAUGCUUGUGAAGGGCCACCGUUCACUCACACCAUUCAUGGGGAGAUAGAGGCCUUCUGCAGCUUGCUGCUGCUUCAUCUUCUCAGUCACCACUUCUUCCCCUACCUCCUCUUCCCUCAGAGAAACCCAAUCUCCCCUUAGCUUUGCAUGCCCCUUCAUCUUGGUCUUCUUACGUGGCAAGUUGGACCAGUUACCCAGCUCUGGCCUCAGCCCCAGUGGGCAAUGGACACUUUUGUUUUCCUCCUAUUUGAAGUUAGCCAGCUGCUUCACAGGCCGUGUGGUGCUCAAAUUUACGCAGGCAACUACUGAAUAUCCGAGAGAUACUAGCAUUUAUUCAUAUUUAUGCCU
This is a messenger RNA of Acinonyx jubatus (cheetah), 9085 nucleotides long. It is a transcript of the gene MFAP3L, whose product is annotated as microfibril associated protein 3 like. Bases 462 to 1616 code for a protein of 384 amino acids. The record is from RefSeq and is a predicted model, not a curated record. Lineage: Eukaryota; Metazoa; Chordata; Mammalia; Carnivora; Felidae. The transcript has 4 exons.